UGUGAAGAGGUGUGCAUCUUUUUCCUGGUAUGAUAAGUCAAGUUGUCUCGAAGACUUUAUGUGGUUGUCUACUCUUCACUGACUUUUGACAGUGAGUAGCUUACACUCUGUUAACCUCCGUUUGCUUUGUAUGGGCGGGAACAGCCCACGCAAACAGUCUAGCCACAGAUAUAGUUGGAGUAGGCUAAAACCGGCCGUGGCCACCAGUUAAUCCUCUUUGCCAUGGUUAUCCCCGUCUCAGAAGCACUUGAGAUGGCACUUGUUGAGACACAGAGAAUUGCUGGUUCAAUAUCAAAUGGUGGGAGUAUGUAGCCAAAGCUGUUAGUGGUGGUCGGAAAUGCGGCAUCCUUUUCAUCAUGCCAUAAUGGAAACUCAUCUUCCAUAAGCAAGCAAAUUCCCACAGCACAUGUGGCCAGCCCAGUUUCUGCAGUGACCGGACACCCCCACCCCCACACCCAGCAGCCAUGAGUGCUGAAAGUGACACAGACCGGGACGCUGAUGACCACACUGAGCUGGUCGACAUGGUGGCCGACAUCAAUUUAUCCGCCAACCGCGUCACGCUGCCCAAUGGCAACCGUGUGGCGCCAGGGAAGAGGCACCGCCUCACCAUGUCGGACAGGAAGCUCUCCCUCCAGGAGCGGAGCACCUUCCAGGCCAGCGGGAGGACGGCGCGCAGGCCCACCAUAGAGUCCAAUCGAGUGUCCAUCUCAGAUGGCGAGGACUGCGUACAACUCAACCAAUACAAGCUGAAAGAUGAGAUUGGAAAGGGGUCCUAUGGUGUUGUUAAGCUGGCCUACAAUCAAGAUGAUGAACAGUAUUAUGCAAUGAAAGUGGUUUCCAAAAAGAAGCUGAUAAAGCAGUAUGGGUUUCCACGGCGCCCUCCCCCUCGUGGGUCACAUGAGAAGCAACCAAAGGCUUUUAGCCCACUGGACCUGCUCUACCAGGAAAUCGCCAUCCUUAAGAAACUAGACCACCUGAACAUCGUCAAAUUAGUGGAGGUGCUCGAUGAUCCGGAUGAAGACAGUCUGCACAUGGCUUUUGAGUUAGUGAAGCGAGGCCCAGUGAUGGAGGUCCCCACGGACAUCCCCUUCACUGAGGAGGAGUGUCGCUUCUACUUCAGAGACAUCGUCCUCGGCAUGGAAUACCUGCACUACCAGAAGAUCAUCCACAGGGAUAUCAAGCCCUCGAACCUGCUCCUUGGAGACGACGGCCACGUCAAGAUCGCAGACUUUGGUGUGAGCAACGAGUUUGAGGGGAAUGAUGCCCUUCUGUCCAGCACAGCAGGAACUCCAGCCUUCAUGGCUCCGGAGACUCUCACUGACCAUGAUGAGAGCUUCAGUGGCAAGGCUUUGGAUGUGUGGGCGAUGGGUGUUACAUUAUACUGUUUCGCUUUUGGAAAGUGCCCUUUCGUUGACGAGUAUAUCCUAGCGCUGCACACCAAGAUCAAGAGCAGCCCUGUGGAGUUUCCUGACACGGCUAUCAUCAGUGAAGGUUUGCAAGAUGUCAUCCGUUCCAUGUUGAACAAACUUCCCGAAACAAGAAUCACCAUCCCAGAGAUCAAGGUACAUCCAUGGGUCACGCUCUGUGGCACAGACCCCCUGCCUCUAGAAGAGGAGCACUGCACUGUGGUGGAGGUCACUGAGGAGGAGGUGCAGAACUCAGUCAAACUCAUCCCCAGCCUAUCUGCUGUGAUUCUGGUGAAGUCUAUGCUGAGAAAGCGUUCUUUCGGCAACCCCUUCGACAUGCCUGCCAGGAGACAGAGCCGAUCUAUGUCCGCCCCAGGACUUCUUAUGUCGGAGAUGAUCAAGUCAGGCAUGAAGACUCCAUCACUAAGCAUAACAUUGGACAGUACAUACCUUGCAAGAUCUGAAGUACACCCACAGUGUACUCUCAUGCUGGCAACAGGUACAGCAGCACUGGAAGCAGGGAGGGAGAGCUGGAGGACGUGACAGAGGAUGACACAUUCUUCUGAGAUGUCACCACUGUGGAAGAUUUUGUGUGAAGGCCAUUUUGAAGACUCUUUCUAUUAGUUACAAUGGUCAUAGCACAAUUUUUCUUGCCUCUGUCCAUUGACUUGUUUCCAUCUAUGCUGAGAUGUUACUUUGAACAUAUCCCUCAGCCCUGUGACUUCUCCUUAGCUGCUUGUACCUCUGUUUGGGCAUUCAUGCCAUUUCUACUGGUUCUAGGACACGUUGUAGAAUCAGUUCAUCAGAAGUAGUUUUGGGAAUUCUCUUUUAUUUUUGUUACAGAAAAAGUCAGUGGGCUAUAGUCCUGGAUCUAAUGUUUCUGAGGUGUAGACUGUAAAUGAAGUGAUAAACUACAGGCUUGAAGAAAUAUCUGAUCAGGACAGGGUGGAACUUACUAAUGAGUCUUAUUUUCUGGCGAAUAUUGAUGAUGAACAUUCUCUCCAGAGACAGAUCAGACAGACUUUUAUACAAUAAUUCACUGGCUUACAUUUGACAUGUUAUCACAAGAGGAUAGGUUCUGUACUCAUUACAACUGUUUACAAUGUGCCAUAUACUGUAGACUGUAUCAAUAGCUGUAUGUUAAAUAAGUGUGUAGUCCAUCAUCAUAUUCACAAUAUUUGUCUGUAUUAUUUUGAUUAUUUGUCUUUAAAUUAAUUGACUGUUGACUUUUCAGUUAUUAUUGUGCAGAAAUGGCGGUACUGUUAAGAUAUGAAGAUAUAUGUCUUUAAUGGGGAUGGAGCCAUGGUUUCAUGGUGGCACAGCACUCCUUGAAUGUAUAUAUCUGCAAAAUUGUGAAAACUGUCUGUGAUGUUGAAGGAUCUUUUGUCUUGAAUUAACAUGUAUUCCUGUAGUCAUCCUGAAGAUAUUGCACCUUGACGGAUAGCACUUUGUUUUUGUCCUUGUAAUUGAUCAUUCACACGAAUGAAAUUCACUAAUCUGAGGAUACUUUUGCGCUGUUUUUCUGUGGGAGUGGCUAUAUCUGAACUGCUAAUCUGGCUUCCAUUUCAUGUAUCCCAACAUUCUGAAUGACCUGUCACUAAUCCAGGAGAUUUCACUCGUGCUCAUGGAGCCCCCUUGCCCCACCCAUCUUCUAUCCAUUUCCUGCUCCAACCAAGUCAUUAAAAGUGUCAUUCAAAUGCUCUCCUCUAGAGUGCCACGGAGAGUUCCCUCAGGUAUUUGGAGCAAGGAAAAAUUAAAAAUAUGCAGAGCAGUGGUGUGAAGUGGCGCUUCUGCUUGUAAUGAAUAUGUGGUGAUAUGUCUGCCAAAUUGAGUUAAACAUAUGUCACUGUGGAUUGUGAAAUAAAAAUAAAUAAGAUGUGA
Messenger RNA from Clupea harengus (Atlantic herring), 3287 nucleotides. RefSeq names its product calcium/calmodulin-dependent protein kinase kinase 1-like. Lineage: Eukaryota; Metazoa; Chordata; Actinopteri; Clupeiformes; Clupeidae. Gene Ontology annotation, biological process: CAMKK-AMPK signaling cascade; protein phosphorylation. Gene Ontology annotation, molecular function: protein serine/threonine kinase activity; ATP binding. The record is from RefSeq and is a predicted model, not a curated record.